UAUAAUUAAUCCACCAGUAGCACAUUCUGGAAAAACAGCAGAAGCAAUUUUUAAUGAGAGAAAAAAUGAACAUGGAGAAGUCACACAUAAUGAAAUUUUAUCUUACAGUAUAAUGAAAAAACAAGGAUUGUCGCUUAAAUUUAACGUUAAAGACCCAGAUAAAAAAUAUAACGUUAGAGAACUUAACG
Dentiscutata heterogama is the source of this 188-nucleotide messenger RNA. NCBI's taxonomy places the organism in Eukaryota, Fungi, Glomeromycota, Glomeromycetes, Diversisporales, Gigasporaceae. The record is from the annotation of a GenBank genome assembly.